Colletotrichum higginsianum IMI 349063 is the source of this 1920-nucleotide messenger RNA. Its product is annotated as Thiamine pyrophosphate enzyme. The record is from RefSeq and is a predicted model, not a curated record. Gene Ontology annotation, molecular function: magnesium ion binding; thiamine pyrophosphate binding; flavin adenine dinucleotide binding. Bases 1 to 1920 code for a protein of 639 amino acids. Lineage: Eukaryota; Fungi; Ascomycota; Sordariomycetes; Glomerellales; Glomerellaceae. The transcript has a single exon.
AUGGAGAGAAUCGUGGCCGAGACGCUGCCGCCCGGUCCGCCCCACCGUUGGGCGCGCGACUAUCUUUUCGAUGUCUGCCGCGAUCUGGGAAUCACGCGAAUCUUCGGCGUUCCCGGGGUCAAUGAAAUCCCCUGGAUUGAUGGAACCUCCUAUCCCGAGAACGGCGUCGAAUAUGUCCAAUGCCUUCACGAAAACAUCGCCAUGGGCGCGGCCAUGGGCUCGGCCCGCAUGACCGGCAAGCCGGCCGUCCUGAUCGUCCACGUCACCCCUGGCAUCGCCCACGCCAUCACCAACCUGUUCAACGCGUCGCGCUCGCAGUUCCCGCUGGUCAUCCUCUGUGCGCAGCAGCAGAACGCGCUGGUGGUGCAGGAGCCUUUGCUGUCGUCCGACACCGUCACUCUCGCCCGCAACUACUGCAAAUGGGCGCACGAGAUGAAGUCCGAGGACGAUAUGAAGCUGGUGCUGCAGCGCGCCUUCAAGGAGGCGAUGGCGCCGCCAAACGGGGCCGUGUUCCUCUCCAUGCCGUGGGAGUUCACCAUGCGCCGGAUUCCCGAGGGCGAUUACCUCAAGGGCAUCACCCGGAUUUCACCCCAUUUCGGACCCGAUCCGGAAAGCGUGCGCGACCUCGCCGGCCGGUUGGCGGCGGCGAAGAAUCCCAUCAUCGUCGCCGGCGACGCCGUCGGGUUGGCCGGUGCCUGGGCGGAACUUCGCGAUCUCGCUGACGCCAUCGGCGCGCCGGUCCUGCAGCAGACCUUGAGCGCCGUCGCCAAUUAUCCCAAUGACGAUUCCCAUUGGCAGGGCGAGCUGCCCAACAACCAGGCCGGCAUGCAGUCGGCAUUCGAAGGGCACGAUGUCGCCUUCCUGUGCGGCUUCUCCAACCAGGCGCAGGUGCUGGUCUACAAACCGUCCGACGGCCCGCUGAUCCCCGACUCGGUCAGCAAGCUCUAUCUUAGCAACUGCAUCUGGGACAUCGGCAAGAACUAUUACGGCGACGCCGCCCUGUUCGCCGACGUCAAGGUCGCCCUGCCGCAGAUCACCGCCCUGGUGAAGGAGGUGAUCGCCCCAUUGGUCGCCAAACAGCGCAACGACACAUUGGCCACGCUGGCGGACGAUCGGAAGAAGCAGUGGGGGCGUUAUCUGGACCUGGCGAUGACCCAGGACAAUGUGUGGGCGGUGGUGAUCGCAGACGCACUGCGCCGGCAGAUCGAGCAGCAUCAGCUUCAGCGCGAUUUCGUUUAUAUCCACGAGGCCAUUUCUGAUCCCUCCCCCUUCCAGUAUCUGCUGCCCUACGCCGAACCGACCAGCUACUAUUGCGUCGGUGGCGGCUCGCUCGGCUGGUCGUUCGGCGCCACCCUCGGCAUCAAGGAGGAAAAGCGAGGGGUGCAGGGGAUCGGCACCAAACUAGUCGUGGCCGUCACCGGCGACGGCUCCUCGCUGUUCUAUCCGCAGGCCUGGUGGACGGCGGCGCACCGCAAUCUGGGUAUCCUCUACAUCAUCACCAACAACACCGAAUACCACACCCUGCAGGUGGGACUCGGGAGUAUCGUCCAGGUCUAUGGCGAGGCGCUGGGCUACGACUGGACGCCGCGCACUAUGGACCCCGGCUAUCUCACCAUCCGUGACCCCCAGCCCGAUUUCGUCGGCAUCGCCAAAGCCUUGGCCGGCAUCGAGGGCAAGCAUGUCGAUCACCCGGCCGAGGUCGAACCGGCCGUGUCCGAUGCCAUCCGCUACGUACUGGAGACCGGCAAAUCCUUUGUGCUGGAAAUCAAGACGGUGGGGCUGAGCAGCCAGCAGGCCCCGCCCAACACUAACGAUGCCGGCGCCGUCACCCCGUCACUCAGGAAGCAGCCGCAUUUGGACAUGGUCCAUUCCGGCCCGAACUCCGCCCGCGAGCCGGGCGAUACGGCGCUGAUCUGCUAG